Messenger RNA from Alexandromys fortis (reed vole), 1229 nucleotides. Its product is annotated as actin-binding LIM protein 1-like. Gene Ontology annotation, molecular function: actin filament binding. Bases 492 to 1229 code for a protein of 245 amino acids. The transcript has 6 exons. Gene Ontology annotation, cellular component: actin cytoskeleton; stress fiber. Lineage: Eukaryota; Metazoa; Chordata; Mammalia; Rodentia; Cricetidae. The record is from RefSeq and is a predicted model, not a curated record. Gene Ontology annotation, biological process: lamellipodium assembly; cilium assembly.
ACUUUGCCUGAAAGAGGCCAUAAUCAGGACUGAAAGCAGCUGUCAUAGGAAGCUAACAAGCUAACAAUUGACGAGUUUACUUAUGGGAACAGUCCCCGGCUGCGUGUGGCUUGGCCUCCCUCCUCCUUGGGCAAUCAUUUAUCAGACACUGGGAGGGGAGCCAGGGCUCCGGAGCAUUUUCCCGGGCAGGCGUCAGGAAUGCAAGGUGGUGUCAGUGACCGGAGAUCAACGCUGGAAUUUUGCAUUUGCUACCGCGGCAGCUGGAGCGAGUGGUUUCGUACAGACGACAGCGUCCCGGAGCAGGGCGCGGCCGUCGUGCGGGCGGGCGUGGGAGCCGCGGCGGGGGCGGGACUUCUCAAGGCUGCUCCGGACUUCGCUUGUGGGUGCCGGGGGCGUCUCCUCGCAGCCUCGGCAGCGGCCGAUCCGUCUGCUAGCACGCCUAGAGUUCAUUCCUGUUGCUUUCGGUGCUCCCGGCCAAGGACCCCGUUGCCAUGGUGAAAGAGAAAGUGGCCCAUCCUCAGGACCCUCGCCACUCAACAGAGAAGCCUGUCAUUCACUGCCAUAAAUGUGGGGAGCCGUGCAAGGGCGAAGUGCUUCGGGUCCAGACCAAGCAUUUCCACAUCAAAUGCUUCACCUGCAAAGUGUGCGGCUGCGACCUGGCCCAAGGAGGCUUCUUCAUAAAGAACGGGGACUAUCUGUGCACCCUGGACUACCAGAGGAUGUACGGGACCCGGUGCCAUAGCUGCGGGGAGUUCGUGGAGGGCGAGGUGGUCACUGCCCUGGGCAAGACCUACCAUCCCAACUGCUUUGCCUGUACCAUCUGCAAGCGCCCGUUCCCACCCGGAGACCGAGUCACAUUCAAUGGGAGAGACUGCCUUUGUCAGCUCUGUGCCCAGCCGAUGUCGUCCGGCCCUAACGAAGCCACCUGCUCCAGCAACUGUGCUGGCUGUGGAAGGGACAUUAAGAACGGGCAGGCGCUGCUGGCGCUGGACAAGCAGUGGCAUUUGGGCUGCUUCAAGUGCAAGUCCUGCGGGAAGGUGCUCACUGGCGAGUACAUCAGCAAGGACGGUUCCCCAUACUGUGAAAAGGACUACCAGGGGCUCUUUGGGGUGAAGUGUGAAGCCUGUCACCAGUUUAUCACAGGAAAAGUCCUGGAGGUAAGUGAUAGAGGCCCACUCAGGUGGCUGCCAUUCUCCCCGCAGGCCUUCAAGCCUCCUGUCUCCUCCUGA